Hibiscus syriacus is the source of this 1703-nucleotide messenger RNA. Its product is annotated as E3 ubiquitin-protein ligase BIG BROTHER-like. The record is from RefSeq and is a predicted model, not a curated record. The transcript is spliced from 7 exons. NCBI's taxonomy places the organism in Eukaryota, Viridiplantae, Streptophyta, Magnoliopsida, Malvales, Malvaceae. Bases 595 to 1323 code for a protein of 242 amino acids. Gene Ontology annotation, biological process: negative regulation of organ growth; protein ubiquitination. Gene Ontology annotation, molecular function: ubiquitin-protein transferase activity; ubiquitin conjugating enzyme binding.
AAAUGCAACGCUUUUCUUCACCUUCACAUUUUACUGUCCGACAAAGAGAAAAUUCAGAAAAGAGAGCUUCACAGUUUCUUCAGCUUCUAAAACUUUGCUCUCUCUCUCUCUCUCGCUCGCUCACUCUCUCUCUCUCUCUCUCGCUCGCUCACUCUCUCUGUCUCUCUUCUUGGCUUUUAUCUUAACUUUUGAUUUUGUUUUAAAUCUCAAAGUGGGUAAUUUCAGUCACAUCAUCAAUUAAAAAUCACUUCUUCACCACUUUCCUUUUCCUCCACUCCUUUAUUUACUUGCCAUAUCUCAAAAAACCUUCUGUAAUUGUAAUCUCUUGCUUAUGUUUAUUUUCUCUGUAAUAUAUACAUUAAAAGAAAAUCUGGGCGUGGCUUCAUUUCCCCAUUUGUUGGACUAAUCAAAGGUUUCUUUUCUUUCUCUCUUUUUUUUAUUAAUAAUUUUUGGUUUUGCAGAGAGAUGAAAAGAGCUGUGAUUAAUGAUGCUUUUAUCCAUGCAAAUUACCAUUCUCAGCCUUUGUUUCAUAUGAUUUGAUACGGAAGCAGUGCCACUGAGUUUUAGCUUGCAGUUUGCACUAACAUUGUUUGAAUGAUCUUUGAUUAUGAUAUUAACAUUGUGCUUAAUUGCAGCUUAGAGGAUUGGGGGUCAGAUAAAAAAAGGUUAAAAAUGAAUGAGAACAGGCAAAUGGAGGUUCAUUUUAUAGAUUCAGGCUUUCCUUAUACUGCUACUGAAAGCUUUAUGGACUUUUUUGAAGGUCUAGCACAUGUUCAUGUGAAUUACACUCAUGCUGGACUGAUGUAUGGUCAGGAAAAUAUAUACUGGUCAAUGAGUAUGAAUGCAUACAAAUUUGGGGUUUCGGGUCCAGAGAGUACACUUUACUGUCCAAAUGAGGUAAAUGAUCAUUUGGCAAGAACGGAUUCCCCGAGGACUUGGGACUACCCAUCGACAUAUAAUUCUGAACAACCUGCAAUUUUAGAUGUGCCUACUGGAGGAGAUGCAGUUGUGGGCAUGCAUGCUAUACCUGAAGAAUGCACUCCAAAUCAUCAAAGCAAUAGUAAUUCUCAGGUGGUUUGGCAAGACAAUAUCGACCCAGAUAACAUGACCCAUGAGGAAUUGCUCGAUUUAGGCGAGGCACUUGGAAGUCAAAGUCGGGGUCUAUCCCGUGAGCUUAUUGAAUUGCUUCCAACCUCAAGAUGCAAGUUUGGAAGUUUCUUAUUAAGGAAAAAGUCUAGAGAGAGCAGAUGUGUUAUAUUCCAGACGAGGUACAAAAUAGGUGAGCAACAAAUGAAAUUGCCAUGCAAGCACGUUUACCACUAGGAAUGCAUCAUGAAAUGGCUUAGCAUCAACAAGGUAUGCCCCGUCUGCAACAACGAAGUAUUUGGUCAAGAAUCAAGGCUUUAAAGACAACGAAAUCCGACAAGCAUUAAGAGAGUAAUCAUAGGUUGGCAUCUUUUCUUCUUUAAAACUUUGUUUCAUUAGCUUUCAUGAUAAAAUCGAUCACUUUCGAAAUAUAUUAGAGUCGCUUGAGAGUUUUGUACUCGCAUUUUGCCUGAAAAUUGUGGCAAUUGCUGUCAAUAUAUGAAAUUAGUGUAUGUAGUAGAUUGUUGGUGACACUUUUGGCUUUGAUCAUGUGAAAGUGAAACCUUACUGAUAAAUAAUUCCUUUGUCUGGGGUCAAUAUCAUCUGUUUAUAUAUCA